AUGGAGCGCUCCGGUCAAGUCGAGCCAACUCAGCCGUUGAACACCACUAACGACAGUUUCAUUACAGAUUCACCCACUGUGGAUGUCAGCGCAGUGAGUCUCGCCUAUCAAAUCAGUCUGGCGGCGAUUCUCUCCCUGAUCACACUCGCCACCACUCUAUCCAACGCGUUCGUCAUCGCAACAAUCUCCCAGUCGAAGAAACUGCAAACUCCUGCGAACUUUCUGAUCGCCUCACUGGCCGUCACCGACCUGCUGGUGUCCAUUCUGGUGAUGCCCAUUUGCGUCCUGUACACGGUCAUCCACAUCUGGACGCUGGGGCAAAUCGUUUGCGACAUCUGGCUCUCCUCGGACAUCACGUGUUGCACGGCGUCUAUCCUCCACCUGUGCGUAAUCGCUUUGGAUAGGUACUGGGCCAUCACUGACGCGGUGGAGUACUCCAAAAAGCGCACGCCAGGGCGCGCGGCCGGGAUGGUGGCCACAGCCUGGGUGAUCGCCAUCUCCAUCUCUCUGCCGCCUCUCUUCUGGAGGCAGGUGAAGGCGGAGGAGCUGACCAGCUGCAGCGUCAACACGGAUCAUAUUUUCUACACCAUCUACUCCACCUUUGGGGCUUUCUACAUCCCCACCUUGCUGCUUAUUGUCCUCUAUGGACGGAUAUACGUAGAGGCUCGGAAACGGAUCCUGAAGCAGUCUCCCAAGAAGGUGGGGAAGAGACUCACCUCGGCGCACCUGGUCACCAACUCCCCUGGAUCAGUGGCGUCCACAACCUCUCUGCAGUGCGGGAGACACGACACCCAGUCUAGCGACACCGGGUCUUCAACAAGCGAGAACCAGGUGAAAGUAACCGUGUCCGACGCACUUUUGGAGAAAAAGCGUAUUUCUGCAGCCAGAGAGAGAAAAGCGACAAAGACUUUGGGGAUAAUCCUCGGCGCUUAUAUUGUCUGCUGGCUGCCGUAUUUCAUUUACACACUGGUGGUGGCCACGUGUGACACAUGUUUUAGCCCCGAGUUGUUUGACUUUUUCAACUGGUUGGGAUAUCUGAACUCCCUAAUCAACCCGAUCAUAUACACCAUGUCCAACGAGGACUUCAAGAAAGCUUUCCAUAAACUUGUGCGCUUCCGAUGCUGCAGGUCGUGA
Messenger RNA from Micropterus dolomieu (smallmouth bass), 1134 nucleotides. RefSeq names its product 5-hydroxytryptamine (serotonin) receptor 1B (gene htr1b). The transcript has a single exon. The coding region runs from base 1 to 1134 and encodes 377 amino acids. NCBI's taxonomy places the organism in Eukaryota, Metazoa, Chordata, Actinopteri, Centrarchiformes, Centrarchidae. Gene Ontology annotation, biological process: bone remodeling; vasoconstriction; adenylate cyclase-activating adrenergic receptor signaling pathway. Gene Ontology annotation, cellular component: plasma membrane. The record is from RefSeq and is a predicted model, not a curated record. Gene Ontology annotation, molecular function: G protein-coupled serotonin receptor activity.